AUGGUAUUUUUCUUCUAUACAGAGUCAAGAGAUAGCAAGAGGUCCCCUGAUCUGAACAUUGUGCUCCUGGGGAAGAGUGGGGUUGGAAAGAGCUCGUGUGGGAACACCAUCCUGGGGAGAGAGGCAUUUGAGACUCGUGCCUCCUCAUCCUCCGACCCUUUAACGCUGGGAAGUGAAAUGUCCAGUGGCCAUGUCAGAGGCAAACGUUUGGUCGUCAUCGACACCCCUGAUCUGUUUGGCUCCCAACUCACUCAUGAUGACCUGCAGAAAGAGAUUGCAACCAUUACCUCUCUGUCCUCCUCUGGUCCCUGUGUGUUCCUGUUGGUGAUCACGCUAAGGGAAGUAGGCCCUGACCUUGAGGGGAUGCUUGCUGUUAUCCAGGAAGCUUUUGGUGAGAAGGCAGUGGACGCCGCUAUGGCUCUGAUCACCCUUAGUGGCGUGGAUGAGAAGAAUAUCAGCUUGAUAACCAACAGAGCCAGUAAAAGGCUUCCUAAGCCACUGAGAAAUACGUUUGUUGUGUUGUUUAGGGAUAACCGGCAAGAUCAAGUUAGCAAUCUACUGGAAAAUAUUGAGGCAAUGUUAGAGAGAAACAAAAGUUUCUGUGAGACGUCUAAGGAAAAGCCACCUGUAAAACCAAAAUCUCAGGGAGUGAAGCUGUUCCAAGCAGUCAAGACAGAGCUAGAGGACGGACAGAAACAAGAGAGGGAGAGCAGGGAAAACAUCUGGCAGGAAGAACAGGAAGAGAGACGAUAUCUUCAAUUCUACAGAUGGCUUCAAAAAGAAAACACGCAGACAGGUAAAGUUAAACACAUGUUUUUGACUAUAUUUGAGAGAGUAUCUCUGUUUGAACAACCAAACUGCAACCACACCUUCCUUCUGCCCUUAGUGGACUGCGUGAGGGUGGUCCUGAUGGGGAAGACUGGAGUUGGAAAGAGUGCCACAGGAAACACCAUCCUAGGGAAAAAAGAAUUUAAGUCCUCUGGUUUGGCACAGUCCAUCACAAAAAAAUGUAAGAAAAAAACAGUAUGCAUUGGUUCCAGACAGGUGCAGGUCAUUGACACCCCAGGUCUGUUUGACACGACUGUCUCCCAUGAAAAGAUCAGAGAGGAGAUUGGGAAAUGCAUCACCAUGUCCUCACCAGGGCCUCAUGUGUUCCUGUUGCUGCUCUCCAUUGGACGCUUCACCCAAGAGGAGAGAGAGACGGUGGAGAUGAUCCAGGAGACCUUUGGCGAGUACUCCAAAGCUUACACAAUGGUUGGCUUCACCAGAGGGGAAACUCUUGAGGAAGAAGAACAAAACAUUGAGACGUACAUUGAGAAAAGCCCAGUUGCUUUGCAAGAACUGAUUAAAGACUGUGGAGGUCGCUACCAUGUUUUCUGCAAUAAGGACAAAGAGAAGAGUAACCAGGUAAAGUUGCUGUUAGCAAAGAUUGAUGAGAUGAUUCACCAAAAUGAAGGUCGUUUCUACACCACGACCAUGUAUGAAGGAACAGAGAAACGAAUUGGAGAAAGGGAGAUUAAACUCCUACAAAGGAAACUGGAGGAGUUGCACCGUAACAUGAAAAAGAAACAACAUGAUGAAGAAUGCAAAUCAAAGAAAAAGUUUGAUCAAGUUCGCAAAGAAAAGGAAGACGCUAUGAAAACGUUGGAGAGAUACAGGCAGCAGCUGGAUGAAAAUCAGGACCAAAGGAUCAAAGCAGUUGAGGAAAAGAUCUUCACUGAGAUCAUAAAGGAGAGAGACUUUUUGCGUAAAGAUGCAGAGAAAGCUCAAGCUGCAGAGACAGCAAAAACCAUAAAACCUCCCGAAAAGAAAUGUGUCAUUUCAUGAGAACUAAUG
Messenger RNA from Clupea harengus (Atlantic herring), 1836 nucleotides. RefSeq names its product immune-associated nucleotide-binding protein 9-like. The transcript is spliced from 2 exons. Gene Ontology annotation, molecular function: GTP binding. The record is from RefSeq and is a predicted model, not a curated record. NCBI's taxonomy places the organism in Eukaryota, Metazoa, Chordata, Actinopteri, Clupeiformes, Clupeidae. Bases 1 to 1827 code for a protein of 608 amino acids.